AGUCCGCCCGGUGGGAACUCCACCGAGUAACAGCUGAGUUUUGAAUAUUCGUUCCCUUCUGAACCUUAUCGUCGUGUCGAGUAGUCUUCGACCAGACAACAGUGGUGGAUGUAAUUCGCGAGGUUCCAUUCAAUCUACGCCGCUAUCCAGAAAUGACCAGACAAGUGGAGCUUAUUCUUCUCGGGUGGAUCGCGGUAUCGGUGCUGUUCCAGACGGGCCCUGGCGGCAUUGGAGUCGAGGGAAAAGCCACGAUUGAGCAGAUGGCCAAAACGGGUGAAAUGAUUCGAGGCGUUUGUGCUGGGAAAGUCAAAGCGGAUGAAAGCAUGAUCAAUAAGCUACGCGAAGGCAUCUUUCCGGAUGUUAAGGAAGUCAAAUGCUAUGUUAAUUGUGCAUUUGAAAUGAUGCAAGUGGUCAAAAAGGGUAAAUUGAACUACGAUGCAGCACUCAAGCAAAUCGACACCAUCAUGCCGGAUGAACUUGCCGGACCCAUGCGGGUUGCACUGGAUGCUUGUCGAACCGCGUCCGAAGGAAUCAAAAACAACUGCGAUGCAGCUUACGCAAUAGCCAUAUGCAUUUCAAAAAAUAACCCUAAAUUUGUUUUUCCUUAGUAACUAUGAACUAUGCUAGAAGUAUUUAUGUCGCUGCUGUUUUGAUGUAAUUAGUAAUAACUACUAUACGCAUUUCUAUUGUGAUCAAAUAACAGCAACUAGCGCUUGGAUUCGAUAAAUAAAUCAUCUUAUACAUACCAA
Armigeres subalbatus is the source of this 749-nucleotide messenger RNA. Its product is annotated as general odorant-binding protein 72-like. Bases 153 to 608 code for a protein of 151 amino acids. Gene Ontology annotation, cellular component: extracellular region. Gene Ontology annotation, molecular function: odorant binding; dibutyl phthalate binding. NCBI's taxonomy places the organism in Eukaryota, Metazoa, Arthropoda, Insecta, Diptera, Culicidae. Gene Ontology annotation, biological process: olfactory behavior; sensory perception of smell. The transcript has 3 exons. The record is from RefSeq and is a predicted model, not a curated record.